Fusarium oxysporum Fo47 is the source of this 240-nucleotide messenger RNA. RefSeq lists its product as uncharacterized. The record is from RefSeq and is a predicted model, not a curated record. NCBI's taxonomy places the organism in Eukaryota, Fungi, Ascomycota, Sordariomycetes, Hypocreales, Nectriaceae. The coding region runs from base 1 to 240 and encodes 79 amino acids. The transcript is spliced from 2 exons.
AUGGCGAACCGAGAUGGGAAAGCGGAACGUAAUGCCGUAUCUGCAUUAUGGAUAUACGCUUUAACGUUUGCCGAUGUGAUUACUAUGUCGAUCCACUGCAACCAUGCGCUUCCGUACGAGAGUUUGAUUAAUUCGGAGGAAUAUCCUCUACUUGAACAGGCCCUCAGCACGAUGUUCCCAUGGGGCAGCUGUGCACCUCCUGUCAAGAGCCGUUACCUGGAGGCUGCGCUCACCCCUUGA